Molecule: messenger RNA, 1829 nt
Organism: Drosophila teissieri
Lineage: Eukaryota; Metazoa; Arthropoda; Insecta; Diptera; Drosophilidae
Gene: Taf7
Product: transcription initiation factor TFIID subunit 7
Exons: 3
Coding region: 287-1630 (447 amino acids)
Biological process (GO): transcription initiation at RNA polymerase II promoter; RNA polymerase II preinitiation complex assembly
Cellular component (GO): transcription factor TFIID complex
Molecular function (GO): RNA polymerase II general transcription initiation factor activity
Source: RefSeq, a predicted model, not a curated record
ACGAAAUUGGAGCAGGGUUGGCUAAUGAUUGCCUUAUCGAUAUUUUAUCGGAUUCACAUCCGAUAUUCAAAGCAGUUGGUAUACCCACUUUACUCGGGCGACAAACCCUUUGGACUUCACCUUUAUGUUUGAAUUUAUUGAUGCGGAUUCAGUGUGAAUGAUUCCAAGUAUUCGUGGGAACUGGAUCGAUAACUGUGAACUGAAAUCCAUUACUAGCGUGGUCAUCUCUAAUAAGCAUUUAGUAUCUUCGAAAAGACUAUAAUUUUUCUCGAAAAAUCGCAUUGAAAUGUUUGAAAAGAAGAGCGACAAGGUUAAGCAAGCUGAGCACAAGUCGCGGGAAGAUGGCGUAGAGUUGGAGAGCCAGUUUAUCAUGCGCGUGCCGAAGGAAGUGGCGGACACGGUCCAUGAGGCAAUAAAUGCUGGCACCAUAAAGGAACGGCUGACCAUCCAACUGGAUCAGGAUCUGAGGUACGGGGAAGUGCGAGUAGAUGAUCAGUUAUUGUACACGAAGCUCGUGGAUUUGCCCACUGUCGUGGAGAGCUACAAGACCAUUGACAACAAGAGCUUCUACAAGUCGGCAGACAUCUGCCAGAUACUCAUUUGCAAGGAGGAGCCGGAGGACGAAACAGAGAAGGAGUCGCCCAACAAAAACAAGAAGAAGGAUCCCAACAAGGUGGACAAAAAAUACCUAUUUCCGCACGGUAUCACACCUCCCUGCAAGAAUGUGAGAAAACGACGAUUCCGCAAAACUCUUAAGAAAAAAAAUGUCGAAGCUCCUGAAAUCGAGAAGGAAGUGAAGCACCUGCUCCGUAUUGACAACGAGGCCGUGAGAGUCGACUAUGAAAUCAUAAACGAAGAGGACAAGCCUAUGGAUGAACUGGAACAAUCGGACAUCAAGCCCUACAACGAUGCAGAUGACGAUCUGCAGGACGAAACUACCUUGCAUGCCAGCGAAAAGACGAUCAUGGAAAUGAGCAACCAGCGGGACAUCAAUGUGGAGUCCGAUGAUGACGAAGCCAGCAACUUUCCCUCCCACCGGGCGCCGAACAUGGGAGUUGCUGUCCACGACAUCUUCGGCGAGGAAGUGUCCACCACGGAUGACGAGGAUGAGCCGGUUCGGGGCAACAACACCAUGCAGCGGCGGGAGAUGGAGGAAUCCUCACGCCUCUCGGCUGAUGAUUCACGGAUGUCGGACUUCUUUGGCGCUAGUGGCAGUAAUACCGGAGCGAGCGGCGUGAAAAUGGAUCAAAGCGAGUUUAGCAAGUCUAUGUUUGGGCAUGAAGCCAGCAGUCCUAAGCUAAGCGCCGCCGGGUCGAGCUCAAACCUGGCUGCUCCCAGUGGCUUCUACGAUAGCCAAAUGCUAGCCAAGCGAGAGGAGUUUGAGAACAUGGAGUUCAUAGACGAACCACAGCCGCAGUACACGCAACAACAGGUGCAGCAGAAGAUCAAUCAACUGACGCGGCAGAUAAGUGAACUGAAGGCCCAACAGGUGCAGAAGUCUACAGAAAUCGCUUCUAUACAAAAUGCCACGCUCAAGCAACGAAUGCAGGAAACGCUUGAUAAUCUUUAUACUCAAGUUAUUGAAAGAGAACUUGAGCUAAAGGACUUUGAGAAUAUGCUGGAGUCUUAAGAAGAAUAUAAAAUACAAAUUGACUGUUCGAGGAGUAGCAUAAGCUUUAUUUAAACUAUGUAUAUACUUAUUUAGAUAUCAUUUAACACUAUGUCCGUUUUGUUGUUAAAGUGAAACUAGACGUCGAUUGGGACACUUCAGACCGUAAACACUUGCCAAGAAAUGUUGCCCUAUCAUUGGUCAACUUAUUAUUUGUGUA